GGUCGGAGUGAUGGUGGGCGUUACGCGAGCGCGCAGGGUGUUGUGUUGCCUGCAGACAGAACUGCUGCGCGCGCGUGCCACAGGUGCAGCUGCCGUUACACCGAGCGCGUGCACAGCGAGGAACGUUCCGCCCGGUGUGUGGCGUGUCCGGCCUCCUCUUGCCGUGCUUCGGGUGCAGCGCUGCCGACAUUCUCUGUAAAGCUGCCUGCAGCGGAGUGGGAGAUGGCCCAGCAGUGGGUGAGGAGAAACGGCUCCCCCACACCUCCGGGAACCCCGGCCGGUGCCGUUCCGGGCGGAGCUCCUCCGGGGAGCCGCCUUCAGCCCAUGCGGGCCACGGUUCCCUUUCAGCUGAAGCAGCACGGCAGCCCUACGCGGGUGAACAACAACAACGGGGCCGCCCUGCGCCCGCCCUCCCGGAGCGGCAGCCCUACCAGAGGAAGCGGGGGCAACGGUGUGGAGUCCCCCCCGGCUGUCAGCAGCUCCAGAGGAAGUCCUACCGUGUCCACCCAGACCGGAUCGUCACCCACCCGAGGACAUCAUCACCACCACCAUCAUCAUCACCAUCACUCCCACCAUCACCACCAUCAUCAUCACAACAGCCAGUCCGGAUCCCCCUCCUCCAGCAGCCCGGCUGUGGACUCCAGUACACCGGGAGUACCGUCCUCCUCCUCCCCUUCUCCGGUGGGAAGGCCAGGCUGGCAGCAGAGGAGCUCCCCUGAGAGCAAGAGCCCGAGCUCCCCCAAAGGAAAUAAACUGCAACCACCUUCAACAAGUCCUUCCAGCUUAAUUCGGCGUACGUCUUCACUUGAUACUCUUUCUGCACCUUACCUCUCUGGUCAGUGGCCUAGGGAACAUGGGCAGGCUGCUCCAUGUAUGUGUGACAAGUCUACUCAGACAGAAAGUGCUUGGGCUGAGGAGUAUGCUGAAAAGAAGAAAAGCUCUCACAAGCGAUCUGCAUCCUGGGGCAGCAAUGAGCAGCUGAAAGAGAUUGCUAAGUUACGUCAGCAACUUCAAAGAAGUAAACACAGCAGCAGACACCAUCGGGAUAAGGAUAGACAGUCUCCCUUCCAUGGAAACCACACUGCAAUUAACCAGACAUCCAUGUCCAAGAAUGUACUCACCCCAAUGACUAUACCCAUUACAAAGUCCUCUGGGUCCAGAUUCCGGAACAGCGUGGAAGGGCUGAACCAGGAGGUCGAGAUUAUCAUUAAAGAAACUGGAGAGAAGGAAGAACAGCUCAUGCAUGGAGAAUGCUCAGGCCUUCCUGAUGUCAAUGGGAACAUUACAAUGAUUUUCCAGCAUCUACAUCUUCAGCCACAAGAUAUCCCAGAUGGACAUCGUGCUCCGCCACCUCUUGCCCUUCGGAGUGUAGAUACACAAACACCUGGAAAUGACCGCAGUAACAACAGCAGCCGUGCACAAUCCAUAUCUCCGGCUUCGUUCAUUACUAUAUUGCAUGAUUGUAAUGAGGAAAGCCCACGUUCGACUGACGACACGCUGGCAGAUCCCAGAGACAAAGAAAAUGGAAAUCAUUCUCCUCUUCCCAAGUACGCUACUUCUCCCAAACCAAAUAACAGCUACAUGUUCAAGAGAGAGCCACCUGAGGGCUGCGAGAAGGUGAAAGCGUUUGAAGAAGGCUUGGCAAAGCCACUACAAGAAAUCCCACCAUUCUAUUGUCCAGACAAGAACAAAGUAAACUUUAUUCCAAAGAGUGGGUCUGCCUUCUGCCUUGUCAGCAUCCUGAAGCCUCUUCUACCCAAUCAGGAAUUUUCCUUCAAAGGCACAAGCCACAGUUUGACCGUGCCUUCUGGUAUACCUUCUUCGUUAGUUCAGAAUUUCAGCCUGGCCUCCAUAUCCUCUACCAUGGAACAGGAGCGCAGUUCUCGCGGUACAAAUACACUUGUAUCACCAAUGUCUCUACUGCACCCUACUGGCCAGAUUGAUGAGGAAGAGGACUAAAUAUGGGGCAUCUUUCUCCUGUCUGGAGGACUGAACUGAUUUCAUGAUGAAUGACUCUAGCUGCAGCAUUUGUUAUAUACUGAUUUAAUUGCUGACCGUAUUUCUGAAUUUGGACGAACAGCAUGCCUUACCAUUGAUGGUAUUGAGAUGAAGUAGUCUGCUCAGUGUCUGAUACUGGAAAGGGCUUUAAUUGUUAGCUUUUUCUUGUCACUUUUUUUUCUUUAAAUAUGACUACCGCUGCCAGUGUAACUGCCAUAAUGUCUGGGUAGCUUAAUUAUGAUGAACUGGUAGAAAUAAUACCAGCGUUCCCAUUAUAUGGCCAAUUUGCUGUAGUAUUUUUUAUUUUAUUUUUCCCCAAACUUUAUCCGACUGUUACAAUAGAAGUAUAUUUAAUAGAUGCCGUGUAUAGGGUAGUGUUACACUGGCUCUGUCUGUGCACUGAAGGCAUAUCAUACACUGGAGCACUGUGUUCUGCUCCUUAUGCCUGCACCUUGCAAAACUUAUCAAUUUGAAUGUGCUGUAGAGUGACAGAAUCACAGCUCUCAUUCUGUAUUAUGAUGAUUUUCUAUGUCCAGUAUACUGUAGAUGCAGAAGGUGCCGUUGUGAAACGGCACUUGAACUUUUACUCACACGACUUGUGGGUUGCUAGAAAAGCAUUACGCUGAAAGCUAUGCUUCAUGAAAGGUAGGGGUAUGGAACAGCUGCUAUGCUGGAGAUUACCAGUGCUAUUUAUUUAAUUAGGUUAAUGUACCCAUAGUGAAAUAAUUUAAAGGUGAAAAGACAUGUUUUACUUCUGCACCUGUACUUACAUAUGUGUUAGGAAAGUUGGAGUUUAUGUGUAUGUGAUUAUAUGCUUGAUUUCAGCUAUGAGGACCAAUCUUUUGGGAUGUAUUCAGGAAAAUCUAGCUCUGUUAUACCCCCUGUCAGGAAUGGCAGACUGUAAAUAAAUUAUAAUAAGAGGCCAAGGAUAUCAAGUUCUAGUUGAUUAACAAGUAUAACUGUGUUACAUGACAUUAAAUGUAGCUGCUGCAUUUUCCAUGUAUUCCAGGAUCAUGGUUAUUAUAUAGUCAAUCACCAAUUUGUUGCUUUAUAAAUACUUUUCAUUUUAAUAGGAUGAUGUCUCCAUUGUGGUAUGCAACUCCGCAUUGGGGUUUAUUAUGGAUUUUUUUUAUUUUUCUCGUUCAUUAAGGAACACAGUAUUUGGAGACAGUUGGGUUAUACUGCCGCUAACCAGAGGAUUGGGAUACCGGUAAAAA
Messenger RNA from Rana temporaria (common frog), 3215 nucleotides. RefSeq names its product family with sequence similarity 117 member B (gene FAM117B). The record is from RefSeq and is a predicted model, not a curated record. NCBI's taxonomy places the organism in Eukaryota, Metazoa, Chordata, Amphibia, Anura, Ranidae. The transcript is spliced from 9 exons. The coding region runs from base 223 to 1959 and encodes 578 amino acids.